Molecule: messenger RNA, 151 nt
Organism: Racocetra persica
Lineage: Eukaryota; Fungi; Glomeromycota; Glomeromycetes; Diversisporales; Gigasporaceae
Source: the annotation of a GenBank genome assembly
AUGCCUAUGAUAGGCAAAAAGAAAGAUAAGGAAGAGACAGAAGCUGAACAAAAUAAAGGUAAAAACAAAGAAACCAAAGGAUAUAAAAAGGUUAGUAGAUGCUGUAAUCUAAAUGUGAAAGAAAAAAUGAAAAUAAAAAAUGAACCUAAAG